CAUAAAGGAUAACGCACGGCUAACAGUGGGGGUCCAUAGAUGAUUUUCUGGGAGGGGUAAUGGAUGACGGGAAAAUCAUCAAGUGUCGGAUGGCUUCCCGGCGGAGACGAAAUUUUUUUUUUGGUGGCCACGGUCAAAUUUGCACCUGAAAAUCGUUUGAAACACACCUCAAGCAAAAAUGUAUCCCGAUGCCGGCAGAAUAGUUAUAGGAUUUUCCUUAAUUUUUGAAAUCAUAAAGGUGCAUCCAGAAAGUUCAAUAAACAGCGCAAAACAUUCGCGAAGUGUGAACGUUGCAGAACAUGAUUGUCAGUUUCUAUGGUAAGUUUGAAAAAGUUGGCUGAAAUAAGUGAUAUCGUAGCAACAAGACAAGUUUGUUUAUUUGAUGAUUUUAUCAUUUGUUGAAAUCGUUGAAAUUUGUUAGAGGUCACAGAAUUGUUUGUGGAAACUCACAUAAAAUGUUCCAAAAUCCGGAAUAUAUUGCUGAUAAGGCGAAAGAAAUCGUAUUGGAUUUACUUCCUAGGAAGUCUCGUGCCAUUUACCAUAAGGAAUAUGAUGCUUUUAUUGAAUGGAAACACGAAAAUGGUAUAUUCGUUGUAAAUGAAGAUGUGUUGCUGAAUUAUUUACACGAAAAAUCGCAAACGUUCAAACCGUCGACAGUUUGGUCGAAAUAUUCCAUGCUGAAAGCAGUGUUAAGUGUUAAAGAAAAUAUCCACAUUGACCAAUUUCCAAGAGUAAUUGCUUUUUUGAAGAGGAAUUCGGUUGGUUACGAGCCUAAGAAGUCUAAGGUUUUGUCCAGAGAAGAGAUCGAUCAAUUUCUGGCUACGGCUAGUGAUGAAACUUAUUUACUUACUAAGGUUGCUCUUGUCAUUGGUCUUUGUGGAGCAUGUAGAAGAGAGGAAUUGCACUCUCUACAAGUGCAAGACAUCACAGAAAAAGACAACAACUGCCUUCUAGUCACUCUUGCAGAUACGAAGACUAAUAUCAAAAGAGUGUUUCCGGUGGUGGGCGAAGGGAACAGUGCCAAUUCAGUUGAGUUGUAUAGAAAAUAUGCUUGUCUUCGGCCAAAAAAUGUACCUCAUGAUUAUGUCUUCAUCUCCUAUCGUAAAGGAAAAUGCACCAUGCAACGGGUCGGCAUUCAUUCAUUCGGAAAGAUGCCUUCAAUUGUAGCAACAUUUUUAAAUUUACCAAACCCGAACGAAUAUACAGGUCAUUGUUUCCGACGUAGCGCUGCUACUCUUGUCGCAGAUGCAGGUGUGGAUUUUACAGCGCUCAAACGCCUGGGAGGUUGGAGGUCCUCCACAGUGGCGGAAGGUUAUAUAGAAGAAUCUAUUGAGAAAAAGAAGAAAGUUUGCAAACUGCUUAUGGGAGAAAAAAAAAAUCGUGACCACUUCCACGGAUGUUUCACCAUGUACAUCCACAUCGUUCGCAUUUGCUCCACCUCAGAAAAUAGAUUUACCUGACAAUGGGAAAGAAGUAAUUUCGUUCACAGAUACCAGUUUUCAAAAUGCACAAAAUUGUUCAUUCCAUUUUCAUUUUUCCAAAUAACUUAUCAGUCAAAUAAUUAUUAGAUUACCUACUUUAGUUGUUAGCUUUUGAUGUUGUUACUAUAUAAAUAAGUA
Messenger RNA from Ceutorhynchus assimilis (cabbage seed weevil), 1619 nucleotides. The record is from the annotation of a GenBank genome assembly. NCBI's taxonomy places the organism in Eukaryota, Metazoa, Arthropoda, Insecta, Coleoptera, Curculionidae.